Molecule: messenger RNA, 1128 nt
Organism: Talaromyces rugulosus
Lineage: Eukaryota; Fungi; Ascomycota; Eurotiomycetes; Eurotiales; Trichocomaceae
Exons: 4
Coding region: 1-1128 (375 amino acids)
Molecular function (GO): FAD binding
Source: RefSeq, a predicted model, not a curated record
AUGUCGACCAAGCCGACUGUUCUCAUUAUUGGUGGUGGAAUAGGAGGUCUGGCUUUAGGCCAGAUGCUUCGCAAAAACAGCAUCCCUUUUCGCAUCUUUGACCGUGAUGCCAGCUCAACAGCACGCCGCCAAGGAUGGUGUAUGACGCUGCAUUGGGUUAUCAAUGACAUUAAAGCAAACUUUCCGGAAGAUAUUCUUCCUCUUCUGGAUACCGUAUCACACCUCGACAAUUACGGGACAGCAUGUGAUGCGGCACUGUACAAUGGCGGAACCGGAAAUAAGAAUAUACACCUCAGUCCCACCGAAAGCAACCCUUUUAUUCGAGCAAACAGAGCAAAGCUCAGAGGGAUGCUAUCCACAAACUUGACAGUGGAAUUUGAUAAACAAUUUGAACACUACGAAGAGACAGACUCGGGCGUCACCGCAUUCUUUUCAGACGGAAGUUUGGCAAAGGGAGAUAUUCUUGUUGGAGCUGACGGUUCUCACAGUCUUGUGCGCCAGCAACUUCUCGGGUCAGAACAUUCCAAGAACUACAGUCUACCCAUGGAAGUCUGCAUGGGAGAAACAACUCUUACCAAACCUCAAUACGAGAAGAUCUUUACAGAAUUCGCAAAAUCAUGGUAUGCUGCAGAAACUCGUGCCAACUUCUUCUGUGGAUUGCACGGUGUUUCCGAUGACAAGGAAACUGCUCGCUACUACUGGAUGACAGUCCAGCAAAAGAAUACCAGGGACAAGACAUCGGUUUCAAAUCUUGAAUACUAUCAUCGAGCAACACAAGCUGUGAAAGGUAUUCACUCCAAGUUUCUGAUGCCACUGUAUAAUACAACUCCAGAGGGUAUGGUUAAUCCACCUUUAUCGCUUGAAGACUUCAUCCCGCCGAAGGAAGGUUUGCCUAAGGGAAGAGUUACACUUCUGGGCGAUUCUUUGCACCUCAUGACACCUUUCAAGGGCUCCGGCGGUAAUCUUGCUAUCAAGGAUGGCUUGGAUCUAGCGUCACUUAUUGCGAACAGUGGUGAAAAUAUUCCGGCUUUGUUACAGGAAUAUGCGAGUUUAGCGAUUCCAAGGGCCACAGAACUAGUCCUCGAGUCAAGAACAAGAACGGAGGUUUGGACGGGCGACAACAAUUAG